AUGAGACAACCAAAAGUAGCCGCACAGGCUGGACGCUUGGAAGAGGUAGGCGUGGAUGGCUCAGUCUCGCUUCAAUUCCACACUUCCUCCACUGCCUGGCCCAAAGUUCCCCUCCCUCCUCCCUUGGCAUUCGGCAGCUUGGCCUCUUGGCAUCUCCACCUACGUCUCCAUCUCCAACUCCAUCUGCUGUCUACGUCCAUCUUGUUCAUCAUCCUUGCGCACCUAGCAUCUAUACCAGCACCACAUACUUGGUCCUUCCAUCUUUCAACCGCACACACCAUUGGGCUUCGACAGUCGCAGUCCAGAUCAGCAGCAGCACACGCACAUUCAACAGCCUUACCCAGCCGCAGACUCCACGCCUUCUAUCAGGCAGCUUUUCGGCCCCUUAGCACCACCGACCUUGCAGCACGGUCGCUGAGCGAACUAUCCGACACUCCGCAUCCUCUCGACAUCUUUAUCGCUCCGUCUCAGCCUUCGUCGGCACAUCGUCGACCUCCAUGUGCGCAGCGUAGCUGGUCGUAUCGCGCUUCAGACAUCUAG
This is a messenger RNA of Moesziomyces antarcticus, 540 nucleotides long. RefSeq lists its product as uncharacterized. Lineage: Eukaryota; Fungi; Basidiomycota; Ustilaginomycetes; Ustilaginales; Ustilaginaceae. The transcript has a single exon. The record is from RefSeq and is a predicted model, not a curated record. The coding region runs from base 1 to 540 and encodes 179 amino acids.